Molecule: messenger RNA, 1591 nt
Organism: Coffea arabica (coffee)
Lineage: Eukaryota; Viridiplantae; Streptophyta; Magnoliopsida; Gentianales; Rubiaceae
Source: RefSeq, a predicted model, not a curated record
AUUACUUAGUUUCGCAUGUUGACGGGGAUUUCCUUGUUGAGCCAUACAGUCCAUACAGAUUCGCGCAGCAAUUCUGAUUUUAUCAAGUUCCUCCACAGGAACUCGGGGCAGAUGUUCGUUCCACAAGUUAUGACUUGAGUCGAAUACUCUGGCGCACUGCCAUUCACAGUAAAACAGAGUCAAUGGUACUUUUUCCUAACUAUCCCUUGAAUGCUAGCAAACACACAUCUUCAGGCUUUCAAACAUGGUGGGCUAUGGUGCAUGAUGAUCAUCUCCUCAAAGGGCGUGAUGCUUUGAUUAAGAGUGUCCAAUCAAAUGGGGAGCAGAAGAAGUCGAAAGGGAAGGAACUUGCAAAUCUGAACAAUGCUUCCAAGGUUGGCAAUAGUCUUGAGAUGAAGCAAAAGACUAUGAGAAGCGAGAAGGAGAUUUUGACGAGUUCAAACAACAAAGCUACUUCCCCUGAGGACCUUACUCCUAAUGAAGGAUUUUCGAAGGGUAUUUCAUUUCAUCUUCCUUCAAACAUUGUGGAAGCUGUUGAUCAUGAUUCUUGCAAUUCACAUGAGAAGAAGAGGAGCGAACCUUUUAAUGAGGAGGAUGAGCAAUCCACCAGUACGGACCAGCAUUGGAAGCGCAAGAAGUCCAAGUUGGAUGAUCAAGACUUGAUUUUCAUUGAUGAUGGAGAACCAAGUCAAGUAUCAGUUGAAGGACCUACUGCAUUUGAACUUUUGGCCAAACAAGUGGUCGGUUCUACCCAACAAAAGGGUGCUAGUGAGAAUUCCAAAAAAGCAGUAGAUGAUGAAAAUGUGACUCAGCAAAUCAUGGCACAGAAGGCGGAGCAUAUGACUCCAUCGGCCAAAAGGAAACUCAAAGUUUUUUAUCCACCAUCGUGGCCAAGGGCACCUCGAGUAUCUGAAUUUUGCCCCCAAAAUGUGAUCUCAACAUGCCGUCGAGACUACAUCCAAAUGUUGUGGAAUAACUUGAGAGUGAUGAUAUCUCAAACAGUUUUGGAGCGCAUGCCAGCUCUUGAAAUAAAAGCCAACGAGAUCAUGGAGGAAAUGCAAAGCUUCAAUGCCACAGAUAUCUCAAAUUUGCAAGGCCUUUUAAAGGCUUUCUUUGCAAAUGCAGCUCAUUACGUUGCAGUGAAAUCUUCUCUCUCAAAUAAAAUUUCAGCUGAAUCAUAUGAUGAGUUGCUUUCUACGGCCAUCCAACAUCUUAGAGACGCUCAGAGUAAGGAGAGACAAUAGGCAGAGAAGAUCUCAACACACAUGUUGAAGCUUGAGGAAAUCGAUCGCGAGGAAGUAGAGUUGAGGAAGCGACUUGAGUUCUUGGAUACUCACAGGAAGGAGACGCUUUCACUGUUACGAGAAGAGCAAGAUGAUCUUACCCGAGUGCAAGGCGUGAUGGUCGACUUACAAAACGAAGUUCGAAAGAUUGAGAAUUCCCCGCCCCUACUUGCUGAGGAGAGUCAAACUUUGGACAAGAUGCAAGCAUUACUUGAAAACAACCGAAAGGAACUGUCGUCAUUUGAAUUCUAGGAAUAGUUGUCAUCUUUUAUUUUGUUUCAAAUUUCAUCUCUUGCUAAUUACUCAAA